This is a messenger RNA of Chionomys nivalis (European snow vole), 5606 nucleotides long. It is a transcript of the gene C11H1orf50, whose product is annotated as chromosome 11 C1orf50 homolog. The transcript has 5 exons. Bases 30 to 629 code for a protein of 199 amino acids. Lineage: Eukaryota; Metazoa; Chordata; Mammalia; Rodentia; Cricetidae. The record is from RefSeq and is a predicted model, not a curated record.
CCCGUGGGCGGUGGAGCCGAAGUGCUGUCAUGGCGGACCCGGCGGCUCCCGGCCGAUUGGAAAAAGGCGCUGGAAAUCUAGGGGUACAGGAGGCGACGGGUCCUGGAGGAGCCCUGGUGGAGCUCACCCCGACCCCCGGCGGCCUGGCUCUGGUGAGCCCCUACCACACCAACCGGGUCGGGGAUCCCUUAGACCUCGUGGCGCUCGCCGAGCAGGUGCAAAAGGCUGAUGAAUUCAUCCGAGCAAAUGCUACUAACAAGCUGACAGUCAUUGCUGAGCAAAUCCAACACUUGCAAGAACAAGCUAGGAAGGUACUGGAAGAUGCUCGCAGAGAUGCUGACUUGCACCACGUGGCUUGUAAUAUGGUGAAAAAACCUGGCAGCAUUUACUAUCUUUACCAGCGGGAAAGUGGCCAGCAGUACUUGUCCAUCAUUUCUCCAGAGGAAUGGGGAGCAGGCUGUCCACAUGACUUCCUUGGUGCCUACAAGCUGCAACAUGACUUGUCGUGGACUCCAUACGAAGACAUUGAGAAGCAAGAUGCUAAAAUUGGCAUGAUGGACAAGCUGCUGAACCAGCCCAUGGCCUUGCCCCCAUGCACUGAACCCACCUUCCAGGGACUAACUCAUUGAGUGUGGCUCUGAGGAACAGUGCUCAUGACAAAGGCCUGACCACCACCAACCGUCUCCUUGUCCACAUUCUCUUCCUUGUGUGUGUGGGGGGAGGCUCAUGAGGACUUUGGGUUUUGGGGUGAAUCAUGAACUCCUUGGAAGGAGAGCCUGGUGAAUGGGGUAAGGAUGGUGAAUGGAAUCGCUGAACUCCUGUGGGAUCUUCCUGAGCCCACCGAUACCCAGUCACUCGGUUUCAGAGGAUUAGGUAGUGCUUCCCUUCACCUCAGCACUGGGGAAGGAAGAACUCUCUUCCCACAACAAGCUGGUGGGUCAUUUUCCUGUCUUUUGUGUCAGGUUGGUAUUGAAGCUGUCCACGUAGGUGCUGUGCCAAUUUAAGGUUGAUUCAGGAAUUGCAGUGUUGCCUAUGGAGGAUUAAAAGAAACAGACAACUUGGCAUGGCUGGGAGAGAGUGCUGAUUCUAGAGUUUCAGUCCUCAUGGCGUCCUUCUGGUUCGCCCUUCUGCCCUUCCUGCCUAGUGAGAGUGACUGGAGACUGAGGCAGCCAUCCUAAACCUCACAGACGCUUAGGGCUGGGAGAGGUCGCAAAGGCUGCUAUUGUCUGAGCUCACUCUGAAGCCUCCUUAGGACAGCCUGAGCUCAGCACCCCGCAGGACAAACCCAUCAAAUGGCAUUUUUAAGACAGAGUGUGGAAGGCCUGGAGAGGGGUCAGCAGUUCAGGGUGCUUGCUGCUCUGCUAGAGGGCCCGAGCUCCGUUCCGAGCACCCAUGUCGGACAGCUCACAACUACCCAUUUUUUUGUUUUUUCUUUUUUUCUUCGAGAGAGGGUUUCUCAGCAACUAUGGCGCCUAUCCUGGAACUCACUCUAUAGACCAGGCUGGCCUCGAACUCAGAGUUCCUCCUGCUUCUGCCUCCUGAGUGCUGGGAUUAAAGGUAUGCACCAACACUGCCCGGCCCACCUGUAACUCUUAACUCCAGGAGAUCUCAUAACACUUGAUUUCCAUGAGCCAUACAGACACCCAGAUAUACAUAUUCAUACAUUUAAAAUCUUUUCAAAAAGAGACUGGAAGAGAGUAGAGCAGUGGGGGUGAAAACAAGAAAAACGACUCACCUGUCCACAGAUUGUGGGUUGACUGGGAUUAUUUAUUUAUAGGUUUUCUGUAGCCCAGGUUAGCCUGCAGCUGACUAGCACAGGCUAACCUUGAUCAAUGUGAUAAUCCUGCCUUAGCCUCCUUAGUGGACUGAACCAUCACACCUAACAUGUUAACACUGAUUGAAACUCAUUUUUAUUGCUUACUGAGUAAGUCAUGAACUGCAGAGGGACCGGGGAUGUAGCUUAAUGUUAGCGUGUUUACACAGCAUGCAUAAAGAGGCUCUGGUUCCAUCUCCAGUACUGCAGACAAGCAGUACCGAAUGGGGCCUUUUGUGCCUAAAACUCUUAUGAGUGGACUUUUUUGGGUUCUACCUUGUUUCCUAUUUGUUUAGCUGAGUUAGCUAAAUUUAUAAGCAGAGUGACUGCUUCUUCAUUGCCGUGUAGUCUGUUGCAAUGUAUUUUGAAGAACAUGAGGAAUAUGUGCUGGAGCCCACAGGCCCAACUUUGGGUAUACACUGCCUUGGUGUGUACGGCUUCCCUUAUGAACAGUGCACCUUGUGAGCUAGAAGUGGUCCAUGCCUAGCACAAGAAGAAGCCGAGAUCUAGCAAUGAACAUGGCCAUUCAGUUCACACAGAACUGUCUUGUGCGAGCUGUGGAGCCCCUCGCUGGGAAUCUGCAGACCUGGUAGACUUUCCUGGGGUGUUGUGGAUCCUGACUUGGGAACGUUGCCCAGCCUGGAGGAGGUUCUGACCUGGUGGUGAUGAUGGUUUUGAGUAGUGCACAGUUCGUAAGGAGGUAAGCAUUGUCACAGAGCUAGUGGUUUAAGGUGACACUCGUGGUCUCACUGUCUUCAGCCUCAGGGUUUCUUUGGUACUGCAAGGCUGUAGUCAGGUUUUUGGCUAGGGCUGGAUUCUCGGGGCCUUACUAUCUGCUUCCAAGCUCAUGUGAUUUUGGCAUAAUUUUGGUUCGUUGGAGAUUGCUGGGCUACCUGCUGAUGGAUAGGUAGAGGUCCCCCUCAGCUUCUUACCACAGGAGUCCUGCAAACAUAGGUGCACUCUGCAUCAGAAAGGAUGGAGCUCACGAGCAGAACGAAGGUUCCAGCCUGUGGAGUCGCACCACAGGAAUGACAUCUUUGCUGUAUUGUCUAGAAGUCAGUCUCUGGGCCAGCCUACAUUUAGGGGAGAGCAUUACACAGGAGCAAGGAGAUCAGGAGGCAGAGAUCAGUGUUGAGACAGGAAAAGUAACCAGUUUUGGGUAAAAGGCGAUUGUGGUUGGAUGGUGUUGAUACCACGGAUCUGGACUGCACACGGCACUGGCAGAAUAACCUCCUGGAUACAUUCCGGUUCCCUCUAUCUUUCUCAGUUCCUUUGGCGUGCAGUAUCAUGCUGAAUCACUGAAAAUGUAGAUUUCUCUCACUUUUGAUAUUUCCAACAGCCAGCUGCGCCUGGAGAAACUUCUUGUCCAAGAAGAUGUACUUCCCAUUUUGGCCACCAGGUAGUGCCAGUGCUCUUACCUGGUUAAUCUGAUUGCCUGGCUGAGGGAUGAUGAAUGGGGGAUUAGGGCCACUGAGUGUAUGCAGCAGCUACUCUCCGUCAGCCCUCAUCCCUCUGUCCUGGUGAUUUCCUAAGCACCAAGUGCCUUCUCAUUUCCAGGUUCUAGAGGAUUAUCUCAGCACAGGGCCCUGUUUCAAAGAAGCACACAGUCUGCUAAAGGAACAAGCAGAUUAGCAAUUACAACGUGGUACGAGGACUUAGUGGAGGUAUGCAUAGGCCUUGUAGAAUACAGGAAGACUUCCAGUGUAUAGGAGGCUUGUCUUUCGGGGCUUAGGGAAGGUCUUUUUUGGUGGAAUUUAUUGGAUAUGCUCUUAACCUCAUCAAGCAAAGUCAUCCUGGUCUUUACAAGGGGUGUGGUAAGACUGUCCUGGCUAGAAAACUCUAACUAAAGAGGUCAGUGCCAGGAAAAGGAAUGCAGUUGACAAAAAUAACAUGAAAGGUGUUGAUGGCAGCCUGGCCACUUUGGAAGUACAGCAGCUGAAGUGAACGCUGGCUGGGGCGAUGGGACGGGAACCAAGGUCUGUACUACUGGACUGGAAGAAGCCAGCUAGCAGCACUGGAGUGUGAGGUGCCAGCUUGUGUCAGAUGUACAGUGGAAUUAAUUCCUCUGUGUUCAUAUAUCUGGAAUUGGAGUGCUCCUAGAAGUCAGUGGCCUGUCACUUUGUUUUUUUUUUUGUUUUUUUUUGUUUUUUUUUGUUUUUUUUUUUUGCCGGGGGAGGGAAAUCUGGGCACAUAUGCAGGUACCCACAGGGGCCAGAGAUGUCAGACUUUUCUCUGCAAGAGCAGCACGCACUCACCACCCACUGAGCCAUCUCUCCAAUUCCCUGUUUGACUUUUCCCCCCUAGAGCUACAUAACAGUGGUGUGACUUAGAGUGAGCACCGCCUGAUGUGAUGAUGCAUAGCAUGUUGAAGUGCAAUAGACUGCUACCUCGUUAGCUAAUAAAAUGUGAGGACAUGCGUGAGAGGAGGAGAUCUUGGGCAGUUCUUGAAUUUCUGGCUAAAGUGUGUUGAUCCACUCAACAAAAUGUGGGAGAGAAUACGUGGGGUAUUCACCAGAGACCACUUGAACAUGGGUUUAAGCCAAUAGAAAGUCUUAAUAGCCCGCUGGUGACUACACUGGCUAUUCAGGGAUCCCAAUGUACCCUCAAGCCUUUCUCUGGGUGACUUUCAAGCACAAAAUCCAUGUCCUGGCUUGACAUCAGUUAACAAGCACAGUCAGCCAGAAGCAGAGCAACAGAAGCCAAAAUGGAAGGUUAGUGCAUUUAGAGACUUUCCCACAACUAUGGACUUUGAUGGAUUAGGUCUUUGUUUUCAUCUUGGCAGAUGGUGCUAUCUACAUGUUUUACAGCCUGAAUGAUACUUCCAUCAUGGAGUCAGUUGUGCUAACAUCUGGGGCCCUGUUACAAACAUUCUGAUAUUUUCUAGCAUAAAUAGUGAUCUGUAUUUGCUUCAAGAAUCUACCUUGCUGACUCUGUCCAGGCUCACUGGGUAGCCACUGACUGAGCGCCUCUUCACCCCAGGGGUCUGGAAGGAGGCCUUACUUGUGUAUUUACCUUCUCAAGACUUGUUCCCCAAACAUGGAUGGUACUAGCCAUGGAUGAAGAGAUGAUGCUGUCUAGGGAACUUUAGUUCUAUCAGAUGUUCCCUUUAUCUGAUUUAAUCUUCAUGUGGCCCAACACCCAGGAGGUCUGAGCAGGAGCAUUUCCAGUUCAGAACGUGGCUCCUGGCUAUUCAGAUAGCAGUGAUAAGGUCAGGGUUAAGCAAGGCUGUGUUUGCUUUGAGUCCAAUCAUAAACCACAGUCAUAGCCACCUAGGUCACGUUUACCCCAGCAGUGUUCUAGAGCUCUACAGAGGUGACAUACACAAGGAGUUUGGCCAGUGUGGGAUGUAUGCAUGUCUCUAGUACACACCUGUACUCUCAGAGCCUAGAAGGCUGAGGCAGGGGUCUGGAUGCCAGUUUCAGACUAGUUUGCACAACAAGAAGGGAACGUCUUGAAGAAGUGAAAAAAGGUGUGUGGGGAACUGGAGAGAUAGGUAAUAAAAAUACUUGUUGCAUAAACAGGACCUGAGUUUGAUUCUCAGCAUCCACAUUAAAAAAUCUGGGCAUGGGGGAUGGAGUGAUGGCUUGGUAGUUAAGCGUACUGGCUGCUAUUCCAUAGGACCCAGGUUCAGUUCCCAGCACCCACAUGGCAACUCAACAGCUGUCUGUAACUCCAGUUCCAGGGGAUCCGAUACCCUCUCAUGCAGGCAAAACACCAGUGCACAUAAAAUUGAAUUUAAAAAAUUUGGGCAUGGUCGCACAUGCUUGUAAUCUCAGUGCUGGCAGGAUGGAUU